Messenger RNA from Plodia interpunctella (Indianmeal moth), 3903 nucleotides. It is a transcript of the gene Sytbeta, whose product is annotated as Synaptotagmin beta. Bases 583 to 2229 code for a protein of 548 amino acids. Gene Ontology annotation, biological process: calcium-ion regulated exocytosis; regulation of calcium ion-dependent exocytosis; regulation of dopamine secretion. The transcript is spliced from 11 exons. Gene Ontology annotation, cellular component: exocytic vesicle; plasma membrane. Gene Ontology annotation, molecular function: calcium-dependent phospholipid binding; phosphatidylserine binding; clathrin binding. The record is from RefSeq and is a predicted model, not a curated record. NCBI's taxonomy places the organism in Eukaryota, Metazoa, Arthropoda, Insecta, Lepidoptera, Pyralidae.
GUCAGCUACUGUCAUGUCGACUUCUAUUAUUUUGAUUUCAAGGUUAGCUUUGUGUGUUUAGAACUUAUGAAAUAAUGUGGUGAUUAUAUUAAAUUUAUUAUAAUAAAGAGCGAGUUAUUCUACAAUGGGUACUUCUGAAGUUGCUAAAACUCCUAAGGACUGCCUUGCUUGCCGCCUCGUAGGUGCCGCUGGGUUAGUCGGUAUUGGAGGUUAUCUAGCGAACGCUGCAUGGAAAAACAAAACUUUUGCGGGGAGAUACACAAUUUCAACGCUAUCAUUUGCAUUUAUCAGUUUGGGAAUUGCAAGAUACAAACAGACAUACCCUUUUCAGAAGAAAGAAGAGAAUGCUGUAGCAAAUAAUUGAACAUUAUAAUAAGCUUAACAAGCUCCAUCAGCUAAGGCUAGUGUCGCAAUAAAAUCAACAUCGCUACACAGAUCACGACUUCAGUCGGGGUAAACAAGUCGCCUCUGAUAACUUGCCGCCUCACAGUCGCGCGCUCCCGCCCGCCCUACGCACGUGUGCAAUUAACUAAGGAGAAACUCUUCAAGUGUGUCGACGACCUAAAAGCUGUACGCUGACAUAUGGAUAAGAGGUGGGCAGAGCAGGGGCUCCGCGGGGCACCUUGGGAGUUCGACGAGUUCCAGCGGCAAUGGCAGGGCGGAGCCCGAGUCAUCGAGAGGGACGUGCAGCUGCCGCAGGCGAGAAUGGCUGACUUGAGUGGGGGUAAUGGGAACGAGUUGAGUGGGAAUAACGGGAAUGUGUGGAGUGCGGCAUGGGGCGCCAUGGCUGGAGCGGGGACAGUCCUGCUGGUGGCUGGGAUAGUGCUCUUGUGGAGGAAGCCCAGGAGGAGGGAUACUCAGCUGUUGGCGCCUCUCGAUAUGGGACAGAAUGAGAUGCUGAUCUCCAAGGAGCAGUGUCGCGUCCAGCCUUUGAGUGAAGUCCGCACUGCCAGCUCGCUGCCGCACGCCCGACUAACUCGCACGCCCUCCAUAUCCUCUCAAAGUAGCUUGGACAGCGGCACGUCCAGAGCUACUAGUCACCGCGGUUCGUCCCCGGCUAUCAGAACCUUCGCACCAGACGGUCGCACACUCGAAGCUGGCGCGACUGGGAUCCCCCGCUCGCCAUCACCGCUCCGUGCUGCGUCCCUGGACGUCAGGGCUGCCCCACUAGCCCAUGGCUCUUUGGCUUCGUUGGCAGACUCGCCCGCGCCUACCAGCCCUAGACAUCUGCCGCCGAGAUGCCUGUCCCCUCUUCUGAUGCCGCCAAGACGGAUAGACCGCAGCAACUCCCUGGUAGAAAGCAGCAGCGGCCUGGGCCCCUUGAGCCCCGGGGCCGGAGCAGCCAUCAGCGCCCUGGGGGCCCUGCAGCCGGACCUGUACACGAAGCGAGAGGCCCCGCUCGUCAUCGAGCUCGAGGGCCCGGGCCCCUCUCUGGGCAGAAUCCAUCUCCGCUUGAAAUACGACUUUGAUAGAUCUGAUUUGGAAGUACAUCUUAUUGAAGCCCACGACCUCGCAGGCUACGAAGCGGGGGGCUUCAACGACCCGUACGUGCGCGUGAGUCUGCUUCCCGAGGUGGACACGCGGGUCCGACAGACCCCCGUGCACAGAAACGAGGCCAACCCGUUCUUUGAUCAGCACUUCAAGUUCCCCGUCUCUCACGACGAACUCGGGGACAAGACGCUGCUGCUGCAAGUGUUUGAUUACGAUCGAUUCUCUCGCAACGAGGUGAUGGGUUCGGCAAAGGUCCCGCUUUCGCGAGUGGAAGUCGCGGGCGGGGCCGAGGUGUGGGCCGAGUUGUCUCGAGAGAGACGGCCCCCGGAGGAGCUGCAGGAACUGCUGCUGUCUCUGUCUUACCUUCCGUCGGCCGAGCGGCUGACGGUGGUAGUGUUGAAGGCCAGAAAUCUUCUGCCGCCUCAGGAGGGGAAAGAUGCUUUAGAUGUAUAUGUAAAAGUGUACUUGCUGGUAAAUGGAAAACGUGUGAAGAAGAAGAAGACUAACAGGAAAGAGAUUAAUAACCCGGUGUGGAACGAAGCGCUUUCCUUCAGCCUCCCGUCCGGAAACUUACAGGAAGCUUCUAUCGAGGUGUGCGUAGUGACCGGCGGCAGCAACAACCUGGUGGUGGGGUGGUGCUGCGUGGGCGCGGCCGAGCCGGCGGCGGAAGGCCGGCACUGGGCGCAGAUGGCGCAGGAGACGCGCAAGGCCGUCGCCAUGUGGCACACCCUCAGAUAGACGCGCCACCGCCAACAUCUCGACAGAAUGAGGGCUAACGCUAUUUCGCCACUAGGAGCGCUUGGGUUCUGUAAGGUCCAUGUCUCUCACCUUCCGUAGCCUGGGAGGAGACCAAGGUUCGCUUUUCUACUUAUUCUCCUUCCUUUUUUAGUAAGCUUCAUGUUGAAGGCAAAUAACGUUUCAAUUGUACGUUUGUUUUUUGAAAUAAUUAUAAUGUUUUAGUGAACAGGACCUAACUAGUGAGCGAAGAAGCGUAACCCUCAUUUAUCGCUCUCCCGAAUAUCACAUUUAUUCGUAAAAAAUGGAGUCUAACCUUUCCUAUUUUCCUACUACGAAACGUUCACAACGAUUUCACAUACGUAAGUACCUGCUUAUCCAGAAAAAGACAAAUUUCCAAACUCUAUUCCUCGGUAAAACUAACGGACCAAUCUCAUAAUAUUUUUUGUGUAACGAAAAAGAACAAACAGGUAGUGUAUUUUAAUAAAAAAGGUCACAUAAUAUUUUCGUAAAAUUAAAUAUGGCCUACAUGAUUAUAAAUAUACAUGUAUAUGUCAUAAAGAUAUAUAAAGAUAAAAUUGAAAAUUUUGAGAUAUCUUCACCUGUAGCACGUCACAGAUUAGAUAAAAGUUAUCGCAAAAUAUUUAGAUAUUUAUCUAUCACACUUUUUGUCUGUCCCCUAUAUUUCUGAUCAACCAGGAUAAUCGCCUUUAUGCUAGAUGUACUAUACAUACAUUCUAAAUAUUGUACCUCUGCUGCAUCGCUAGUCUUAAAAUAAAGUCUUAAAUGUGAGGUAAAGUUGUUUAUUAAAUAUAUAGAUUAUAAAAAUAUGGAUUUGUUUUGACGGAGUUGUUGAAUUGUUGUCUUUGUUCUAACAAUUAACCAUAAACUAGUUUAACUUAUGUUUUAGUUGGUUGGUGUUACUUGUCUUCUUUCAAAUUGUAAGUAGUUUCAAAUAAAUUAAAAGACAAUCUCGAGAUGUGUUAUUUGAUCAGGUGCGAUGAGGUUUAACCUUAGUCUUAUCAAUAUGAGCUGUUUUAUAAUAAUAUCUUGUCGAAGAUCGUCAUUUCCAGUUUCCACUGUGGGCUAUACAUGUACCUACACUAGACUUUACUCAAAUACUCCGUCGUGAAAAUGUUUACUAACUACGCAAUAAUCGAUAGUUCUAUUGUAUGUACUUAUAGAAAUAAAUAUUAUCAAUUUAUGGAGAUUAUAAUAUAUAUUAGAUUUCUAAUCAUGGAUGUUCCAAAAAACUAUUUCUAUAAAUUUACUUUAUUUUGGCAACAUUUGAUAGCUAAAUAUUAGAAAGGUUCUGUAAUUUGAAGUGAGGAACUCUGAAAAACUAAUAACUAUAUAUGGAGCUUGUGGAACACCAAAAAAAUCUUAUGAAAUUGUAUAGAAUUUUAUGAUAAGAAAUCAAUUUUUGUAUGUAUUUAUGUUAUUUCUAUCCAAAAAUAUGCCCACAGUUAAUGUUGAUAAUAAAUGUACCUACUUUCCUAUUAGUCAUUACAUGGUGUGAUGUCCCUGUUCAAGGAUUUUAUGAAUAAAUUUUAUCGAAUUUUAUUCCAGAAUAUACGUACAUAUUUUUAUCUAAGUGUAUGUAUUGGUGUGGAGGAAAAGUAUUUUACUUUGUAUUUUCUUUACAAUGUCUAAAUAAAAUGUCUAUUUGUAAGGUCA